This is a messenger RNA of Poeciliopsis prolifica (blackstripe livebearer), 5083 nucleotides long. It is a transcript of the gene gpr4, whose product is annotated as G protein-coupled receptor 4. The transcript has 4 exons. Gene Ontology annotation, molecular function: G protein-coupled receptor activity. Gene Ontology annotation, cellular component: membrane. The record is from RefSeq and is a predicted model, not a curated record. Gene Ontology annotation, biological process: G protein-coupled receptor signaling pathway. NCBI's taxonomy places the organism in Eukaryota, Metazoa, Chordata, Actinopteri, Cyprinodontiformes, Poeciliidae. Bases 604 to 1719 code for a protein of 371 amino acids.
UACUGAACAGAGGAAACAGUUUCAGGGUUCCUGAUGUAAUGAAGGACGAUUUGCAGAGGAAAAUGUGACAGAGGAUGAGAUGGACGUAGAUGAUCUGCUGCAUAAAAGGCGUCUUGCUUGCAAGGUUUGUUCCCGGGUGAAUGGAUGUCGCGUCAGGGUCAGGAUGCUGAUGGUCUGUAAAAUCAUCCCCGUCUUUUGAUAGCGACCCUCCCUCCGGAGUUUCAUGUGUCGUCGGGACCAAACACACACCGACGUUACAGCAGAACCUCUCAGGUCUAAAAGAUUGAUGAGGCCUGGUCUCUGCAGAGGACGCCUGGCUCCCAGUCGAUAAGGCGGCUUUCUUCUUCUCUGCCUUUAUUUCCGGGUCCUGGGGGAGGAUCGGGACAGGCGAAGGCCUUCCGGGCCUUUCAGACCAGAGGAGUCAUGACUUUCCUCCCGUGUUCUGCCUCCGCUUCCUUACGCUUCUCCUGGCUUAGCGUCGGUUUGGGAGAAAUGGGAGUCGGCAUGCCGCCGUCGGGCUGCCGGAGCUGGAACCGGGUGAAGACACAGAGGGAGCAGAGCUGAACCCAAACGACCUCAGCAAACAGAGCUCCACGCUGGACAAUGUGCAACAUCUCCUUCUGUAAUGUGGACAGUAAGGUGGACCAGUUCUUCCAGCCCACUCUGUACAUCAUAGUCAUCGUUCUGGGGCUUCCCACCAACUGCAUGGCUCUGUGGGCCGCGUACAUGCAGGUACGUCAGCGUAACGAACUCGGCAUUUAUCUGAUCAACCUGUCGGUGGCCGACCUCCUCUACAUCAUCACUCUUCCUCUGUGGAUCGACUACUUCCUGCAGCACGACGACUGGAUCCAUGGGCAGGAGAGCUGCAAACUGUUCGGCUUCAUCUUCUACACAAACAUCUACGUCAGCAUUGCCUUCCUGUGCUGUAUAUCCCUGGACCGGUACCUGGCUGUGGCGUAUCCGAUGCGCUUCGUUAAGGUCCGGCGAAUCAAGACAGCCGUUUGCGUCAGUGCCAUCGUCUGGAUCAUUGAGAUUAUCGCCAACUCCGCUCCUCUCUUCCACGACGAACUCUUCCAGGACCGCUUCAACCACACCUUCUGCUUCGAGAAGUACCCGAUGCAGGACUGGGUGGCAGGAAUGAACCUCUACAGGACUUUCCUUGGUUUCCUGACGCCAUGGACAGCCAUGCUGGUCGCCUACAGAGGGAUCCUCGCCGCAGUGCGAUGCAACGUCUCCACGGAGCGCCAGGAGAAAGCCAAAAUCCAGCGGCUGGCCUUGAGUUUGAUUCUCAUUGUCCUGCUGUGCUUUGGACCGUACCACAUGCUGCUCUUGGUGCGCAGCGCCAUGUUUCUCAACAAGCCAUGCGACUGUAGCUCAGAGGAGACGCUGUUUGCUGCGUACCAUGUAGCGCUGGCGCUAACCAGCCUGAACUGUGUCGCUGACCCCAUUUUGUACUGCUUCGUCAACGAGGGUGCCAGGAACGACGUUAGCCGCGCCCUUUACGCCAUAAUGUCCUCAGCGUGCCAGAGGCGCUCGUCGUCCUCGCCGUCGCAUGCCGACAUACUCAACGCUGGCUCCGUCACGGUGGAGACACCUCUUUCGACAAAGAAGCCGUCGUGCGUGUACGCAGACGGGGGAAAGCCGAGCAGCUACAAGACUGAGCUGCUAGCCAUGAAGGAGGAAUGUCUGCAGAUGACCAUCCUGGCAGUUAAAAAGUGAAUUCUGGGAAACGGCAGACCGGUUCGCACCGUCAGGACCGGGGCGGAGUCAGAUGUAUUUGGUGGUGGUUGAUGGGAGGAGAACCGGGUUCCACUGAAACGCCAACAUGAGAUUCAUGAGAACGAAAGAAACAGCGUUCAACAUCUGAAACGGCUGCUGCUAGCCUGCUAGCGUAGCAGGAAGUCUGGCAACAUUCAUUGGAAGGAGUGUGCAAAAGACUGACAUGAACAUGAAGGAGUCUAAAUGUUUAUGGCUGUAAAUAAUGACAGGCGGUAAAUAAAGACACUUUAAAUACAAGCGUCCUUAUUUAACAAAUAAUCCAAAGCUGAUACUUUUAAUUGACUUCAAUUCAACUUUUAGUAAAACUUUGCCUUAAAAGUGUUAUUUUCUGAAUAAUGCAAAGAAGACACUUUUAAUGCAACUUUGCAUUAAAAUUUGAAUUAUUUUCCAAAGAAUUAAAAGUUAACAAUUUUAAUUGACUUUUAAUGCAAGUUUCUGCCUUUUUGCCUUAAAAGUUUAAUUAUUUGUAUUCCAUAUUGCAAAGUUGACACUUUUACUGGACUUUUUAUGCAGGUUUUAUUGCCAAUUUGCUAUAAAAGUGCAAUUAUUUCCCAAAUAAUGCAAAGUUAGCACUUUAUAAUGCAUUUUUAAUUCACCUUCUGGUAAAACCUUUCUUUAAAAUUUAAUUAUUUGCUGAAUAAUGCAAGUAUGACAUUUUCAUUAUUUACUUUCCAAAUAAUGCAAAGUUGACACUUUCAAUUGACUUUUAAUGCACCUUUUUCAUUAAAAAAUAACCUUAUUUUCAUAACAACAGUCUUACACAAUCAUGAAGACUCGUUCAUGUUAUUACAGUCAGUAUGUCAGUCUUUUGCAGACCCUUCACAAUAAAGCGUUGCCGCAGUCGGACCUGGAAGCAGGAGCAGACGGUUCGACUUUAAGUGGGUUUUUGCUUCUUCAACCAGACUGACUUUGAUUUCUUUAUUUUUUAAAAUUCAGUUUGUAAGCUGAGUUUUAGGGCUAUGACUUUCUAACCCGGCUCGACAUUUUGGUUCCCGGGCCGCUAGUUUUUCAAGCUGAAAUCAAUAUUUUUGACAUGCCAUCCAUUAACAUCGCAGCUUGUUUUCAUGAUUUUAUCCUGACUGCACAGGGAGAACAUGGUUGGCAAGUUAAAGUUAGAAACAUGAAGGGAAAUUAGAAGAUUUUAUACGUGAGUGGACCAAAACGUUAAUUCAUUCACUGGUGAUUUUUUUUUUCUCACUUGAUUAUAAAACAGUUAUGAUACUUACGCCUGUGAGUAUUAAACCAAAAAAUGUCAAAACAGAUCAUCUUCUGCAUCUCUGUGAAUUACUUUGCUGCACAGCUUUUGCAAACUGAUUCAUUUGUAAUCAUUUUGAAAUCAACCUUGUUGUUACAUUAUUUUUAAAAAAAUAAAAAAAUCCUGGUAAAGUACCUCAGAUUCAAAAAGAUUUUAGAGAGGAUGCAUUUAUGUCUGGAUCAUAAUUUAGAUAUUUUAGUUGAUUUGCAGCUGAAAUAUUUGAAUUUCCACGAGAUAACCUGAUUUGCAUGAACCGAUUUUUAAAGCGAGAGGACACAGGGACCUAAAGCACACAAACACAGCAGCAGCAUGUUUACCACAAACUGAUAAAAUCGUUCUUCUCUUGGGUCUGUAAUCUGAGUUUCUUUGCUUUUAGGUGAUGCAUCCAGUCGACUGCAUGCAAUAUAAGUUCUAGUAGUUUUCAACUAAACACACUUAGUGGCUUUUAAAAUAAAAAAACCCCACCAAACUGGCCAUAAAAUAGCUUGCCACAAACUCAUUGGAUGUGAUUAAUUUCUAUAAUCUGAUCGGCCCUGAGCUUUUCAUAAAGUACAGUAAUUUUAUUCUAAUACAACACUAGGCGCGUUACAAAAUUUGGUUAUUAUUAUCGAAGAAAAAACAAUUUGACAAUUGUCGUGUUUCCAUUAAAUUAAAAAUUCAAUAAAAAAUUAUGUGAAUAAGUUUGUUCACACAAUAAAAAGUAAAAAAAAAACAUUCAAGCUACCACUUCCUGUUGUCUUUUUUGUCGUUUCCACCAGUAGCAAAAUCCUGUUAAAUGAGGCAAAAAAAAAUUUCCAUUGCAGUUUUGCAUAUAAACUCAUUUCAAUACAACCCAUAAAAAAACCAACUCAUCCUAAUGCAACAACUUUUCAUUAAAAAGCAUAAAUUGUUGUUUUUCCAUUAAGUACAUUUAUUUUCAAAGUUCCAAUUUGCUCAAUCACAUGGAAACACAAUUACUGAUGCAUAUUUUCUUGCUGUCACCGUAAAUAACAGACAAUUUUAUCUGAUAAAAUAAAAAGUGAUUCAGUUCAAGGCAGAAAAUGCAGAAUUUUAUUUCCGAAGCAAAAAACUUACAAAAACUAAACCAUCUAUUUUACUUUGACAGUGCCUGACAAGUUUUUAUUUUCUAUUAUUUUAUUUUAAUAGAAAUUACAUAAGAGUGUAACGCUUAUUUUUCUCAAAAAUAAAAUAAAACAAGGGAUAAUAUUUAAAACAAUAUCAUCCUUGCUCCUUAUGCCAUAAUAUUUUCUGCAAUCUGUUUAAAUUGUCUCUUUAACCUCAUUCUGUUUGCAUCUUAAUGAUCUUCACAUUUCAAACAUAAGACGUCAUUCCUUCCGUGAAUGCAUAAUAAUUUAUUUUAUUUUAAGUGAUAAAAAAUAAUUAAUUAAUUAAAUUACCAUAAAAAAAUUAUGGUGGUAAAAACCACAGAAGUAUCGGUAAAGAUUACAAAAUUAGAAACAAAACAAAAAUUAAAACAGUUUUUCCAAAAAUAUUUUUAUAACUUUUGUUGUUUUCCUUUUCUCUGAGUAUUUUUGUUCCAUUUGAUUCAUGUUGAUGAUGUUUCAAUUAUUCAUCUGUUUACAUUGUUCAAUGCUUUGCCAAUAAAAAUAAAAUAAAAUAGUUUUUUAGAUGCUGUUUUUAUGAUUCCAGAAGAAUCAUAAAACUGUUUUAUGGAAACAAAAAGUUUCCAAAGUUGAACCUUUAACUACAAUUUGUCAAUAAAUAAAUAUUAAUAAUAAAAUUUCAGAUUCCAACAAUAAUGCUGCUUAUUUUUGGAAUCAGUUGUUUGAAAUGUUAGGUUUUAUUUUUGCAUAAUGUUGUUUGUGUCAUUAAAACAGAAGGUGACGACCUUUGUGAUGUCACAGUUAUUUAACUUGGGAGAAAUAAAUUAUGGCGAUGAAACUCUGCAGUGAUUUUUUAAAUUUUAUUUAUUUAUUAUAGUUUAUGAGGUUUAAUUUAUGAAACAUGUUUCAAAUGUAUGUUUUAAAUUAUUAUUUCUGAGAUUAAUCAAAAAAAUGAUUGAUUUUGUUUUUCAAUUUACUUAAUUUU